Messenger RNA from Penicillium arizonense, 1797 nucleotides. RefSeq lists its product as uncharacterized. Lineage: Eukaryota; Fungi; Ascomycota; Eurotiomycetes; Eurotiales; Aspergillaceae. Gene Ontology annotation, biological process: regulation of DNA-templated transcription. The record is from RefSeq and is a predicted model, not a curated record. Bases 1 to 1797 code for a protein of 598 amino acids. The transcript has 2 exons.
AUGUCUGGCCUUGAGGCCAUCGGUAUCGCCGCCAGUAUCAUACAGGUUGCUGACUUGGGCACUAAAUUAUCCGUCCAACUCUUCUCCCUCUACCGGCGGGUUAAGCACGCCAACGACACUGUCCAGCUCUUAUCAAACGAGAUCGCUCUCGUUAGUGCCAUUUUGCGUGAGCUAGGCGACAAUUUGAAGGAGAAGGAGUCAUCUAAACUCUGUUCAGAUGAGGCAUUCCGCACUCUAGCCCUGGUCCUGAAACAGUGUCAGGACGUACUUGGACAGAUCCAGAGAGUGGUUGACACUAAUGAGCAGGCUGGAAAGGGUCGCUUUCAGCAAGUCACUGGAAAAUUCCGGAUAGUACUACUUGAGCCGAACUUGGAUCAGUUAAAGAGUACCUUAGAAAGGCUGAAGUCGACGAUGCUACUUCUGCUUAAUGUGAUUAUGUAUGCGGGUCAGAUCCGAAGCGUCCAAAAAUCCAAGAACGAUCUCAAGCCAAAAUUCACUAGUCCUUCUCUUACACCCGCAAGCUCACAUCAUUCAUCACAAUCUACAAAAAUAUUCGUGGAAGACUUCGACUCAGACGAAUCGGAUUUAUCCGAAACCGAUUUGUCCAUUCAUGGCCGGAAAGGCCGCACCUCAUUUAGUCGUCCACUAGAAGCCAAAGAAACCUCCCCGAUGUCGGUGCAGCAAUCCUUACGCAUGUACCAUUCACUCCAACCGGGCAGACGGCGCAGACGGCGUUCUUUCGAUCGAAGUAGGCCAGGGAUGAUCAAAUUCGACGAGCAGGUGCAACGCACAGACAACGGCAACAAGCCACGACCGAUACGGCGGUCAGCGUACGAUGAUUGGGAUGGAGAAGAAGUAGUGCAAUCGUCAUCAUGGGGUGUUGCCAGCGGUGUCUCUCGCGAAACCUCUCCCUGCCAGCGCGAUCACGCGCUUGUCAUGGACCAGCGCAUGCUCGAGAGGAACGACUCCCGCCAUGACAUAGAUAUCCGGAAGCAGCAGCAGGAAAUCGAGCGUCUGGAGCGUAAGCUGGAACAAGAGCGUAUCUCGCAGAAGGAAAAGGAGCGCUACCAAAACAGCAGCACCGAAGCCUGCAGAAGUGACCAGUAUCACUCGUCCAGGCAUCACUCCCGGGAUAGGUGCCGUCAAUACAGAUCACCUGGCUCUCAACGGCUGCUGGAAGACCGAAGUUUAUCAUCCACUGACGGCAAAGAUAAUACGCGACAGUUUGCCACGACUGGCCCACCUGCACAGGAAGAUUCUAAUGCUGCAAUUCCUCCCAAGGGUAUCUUGCGGCCUCAGCGUGAAAGGUUUCCUGAAGGACCGAAUCCGCUGAGUGAGGGUGACCCUCCGUUCGAACAAGCCCACAACAAGGACCUCUUGCCUGACAAAUUGUGGACCAAAAUUGACCGGCGAUUGGUCAGUCCUGCCGCAUUGACGGCUGGCCUUGAGCGAUUCGAAGAGCGGGCAGAUGCCAUCGUUGUGCUAAGGGUCUUAAGCGAAGAAGAGAUUCAGGCAUAUGCUGCCAAGACAUUAGAGCUCAGUGGCUGUUCCUCCGCUUGCACCACUUCCAAUAGUAGCGACGAUGAACGUGCGCCUGGGAAUGAAUCGCCAGAGAGACUACCCAUCCUCGGUACUCCUCCACAGGAGAGCGCGAUGUUUGGGCUACGCGGUGAUGAUAUUUACAAACAGAACUGUUCUGAAGACUUCUUGCUGCCAGGCAAUGUCGAAGAGUUGUUGGCGCAGUGGACCACGCUUAGCAAGCAAGAGAUCCAGCGUGGUCAGUGCUCGGCAGUUUAG